CAACUAGACUGUUGCACUCGUACCUCGAGCAGCUUUGCCUGCAGGUGUUUGUGACGUACAGGUCCUAGCGAAGCGACUCAAGAGCUCUCCCAUAGCACCCUUGUUGCCUCCGUUUACACCCAUGAAGUGACUAUUAGACUCGCUCUUAAUUGGUUUGACUCCUUACAUGUUAGCAAAUUUCAUACCAAGUACAUAAAUACACCUGCAUACAUUACUUUCUUGGUUUGGGUGGUGAACUGCUAAUAGACAGAUGAUUAGGUUAACGCGGACAAUGAAGCGGCCAUAGGCGUGGGUUGGGUCGGACGCUCAAUGCUUCAGCUAGAAUCUCGUCCAGAGCCCGUGCCAGCUCCUCCAAGGCAAGGUGCUAUUUGGUGGAGUGUAGCUCCACCAGCAGAGCCUGGGAUCAAUGACCAGAGCGCACCCGAUUCAGGGGCAAUUACAGAAGAGCAACUGCGGGAUUGGCUAAGCUGUACAGCGGGCUGGGAGGCCCUGGAAAUCACCUGGGGGGCGCUGCAGGGCUGCCAGGUCUCCCACCGACAGCUCAAACCGCUGCUGCAGGCGGCCCUGGCGGAGGCAGCCCGCCUGGGCGCCGCACGGCUGGUCGUACGGCAGUUAGAUGUGGAUGCCGUACUGGGUCGGCACUGCCUGGGCCUAGCGCUGGCGGCCUUCCCCAACUUCAACCAGCUAGAGCUCCGGGAGCUGAAUUUGUACGACGAAUGCGUGGGCCACCUGUGCGGCUCGCUGCACUGCUGCGAGGCGCUGCGUCAGCUGCACCUGGAGGCUGUGUGGGCCUCGCCGGGGGGGUGGGCGGCGCUGGGGGCAGCGCUCAAGGUGAACAGCAGCCUGGAGGUGGUCAGGUUGCGUGACUGCCUGCGCUGCCCCGAUGCGCUGCGCUGUCUGUGCGGGGCGCUGUCGGACUGGCGGGGCGGGGCGCUGCGGGAGCUGCAGCUGGGCUGGAACGAGCUGGGGGACGCGGGGGUGGCGGAGGUGUGCAAGGUGAGGGGGACGCGGGGGUGGCGGAGGUGUGCAAGGCCCUAUCUCGCAACGGCGGCGGCAGCGGCGGUUCAACAGGCGGCUGGGGGGUGCUCAGCAGCGGUGGGGGUCACCAUGCCGCCUCCGCCUCCCCCUCCGCCUCCCCCCGCGGUUGGGCCGGACCCGCUCAUGUGGACCUCUCGCACAACGGGGCGGGUGGGGGCUGUGUGGCGGCGGCGGUGGGGAUGCUGCGGAGCUGCAGGGGGCUGCGGCACCUGGACCUUUCCCACAACAACCUAGGACCCGAGGCCACUCGAGACCUAUGUCGCGCGCUGCCCUACGCGCCCCACCUCACCUCGUUGCGGCUGGACGCGGUGGGGGCGGAUGACGCGGCGGCGGAGGCACUGGCGCGGGCGGUGGCGGGGGCAGGCAGCUGCCUGGCCACUGUGUCCCUGGCACACAACCGCAUCAGCCACCGCGGGGCGGCGCUGCUGGCUGGAGCCACCCGCCGGCCCGCAGCCGCGCUGGUGGAUGUGGACCUGGAGGGGAACGGACUGGUUGGGGAGGCGGGCGCCAAGGCCUGGGCGGAGGCGCUGGCCGCUGGUGCGGGGCUGCGGUCCGGGUGCUGCUGCCGGCUGCGGCGGCUGGUGUUGUCGGGGUGCGAGGUGCCGGACGCGGGGGCGUUCGCGCUGGGGGCGGCGCUGCGAGGUAACACGGCGCUGCAGGAGCUGAGGCUGGCGGAGAACCAGCUGACAACGCAGGGCUUGGCUCUGCUGGCCGAGGUGCUCAAGGUGAACCGCUCGCUGCGGCUGCUGGACGUGUCGUUCAACAGGGUGGGGCCGCGCGGCCUGACGCCCUUCAGCCGACACAUGACGGCAGCGGGGGCAGCAGGGGAG
Messenger RNA from Astrephomene gubernaculifera, 1868 nucleotides. The record is from the annotation of a GenBank genome assembly. Lineage: Eukaryota; Viridiplantae; Chlorophyta; Chlorophyceae; Chlamydomonadales; Astrephomenaceae.